AUGAUGGCCAAAGAUGCUAACCUAACUCUGCCUGAGGUGCUCAAUGAGGGGCUAGCAGAAAAACAGGAGGCCAACCACUUGGAGGACCAGUUUGUUGAGAAGGUGUUGUACACCAACUUGGACCAGCCCAAUGAAGAUCAGCCCAACCCCCCACUGGCUGACAAACAGCUAUUGAACAACAUCUCCAAGGACAAAGAUGAAUUUGAGAAAGGAGCAGAGAUUAAGAGGAUGGUGGGGAAGCUCAAGCAGCUGAAAUCAGCAAGCAAUUAUGCCACAGAGUUUAGAAUCAUAACCAACAAACUAGAAUGGUCAGACCCAGCCCUCAUUGCCUCCUUCCACCAGGAACUCAAAGCAGAAGUCAGAAGCAAGCCAAUUGAGUACACCCUGCACAAGAACAUCACUGAACUGGACGAGUUUAUCUCUACUGCCUGUCUAAUUGAUCACACGCUGUUUGAGGCAUGCAAGGAGCUAAGAAAUGACAGCAACAGCAGCACCAGCUCACCACAACGCCCUGCUCAAGGGCACUCAAGCACUUUUGUUUCCAAGAAGGUUCAGGAAGCAAGGAGAAACGCUGGAGAAUGUUCCAAGUGUGGGGAGAAGUCUCACAAAUGGGAGGACUGCAAGAAUGGAUGGCACCUCAAAACAAUAGAACGUUCUAAGCCUGAUUCAGGAAAGGCUGCAGAAGUAGAAGAGCUGGAAUUGCUUCCCCAAGCAGGAAAGGAAGUGCUCUACACUCAAACAGCCCUAAUUGAUUCUGGUUCUUCUGCUAACUUUGUUGAUCCCCAAUUUGCCCGCUCCCACAACAUUCCACUCAUUGAAUUGGACUCCCCCCGCUCUGUCAUUAUCAAUGGCAAACAAGUCUGCAACCCUAUCCGCUUCAAGGCCCAAUUAGUCUUUAGCUCUCAAAACAGGCAAUUAUCCACCAUCUUCUAUGCCCUGCCCCAUGGAAACAGAAACCUUAUCCUUGGAACCCCCUGGCUCAAAUUGGCUAACCCAGACAUUGAUUAG
Molecule: messenger RNA, 1008 nt
Organism: Rhizoctonia solani
Lineage: Eukaryota; Fungi; Basidiomycota; Agaricomycetes; Cantharellales; Ceratobasidiaceae
Product: Retrotransposable element Tf2 protein
Exons: 4
Coding region: 1-1008 (335 amino acids)
Source: RefSeq, a predicted model, not a curated record